This is a messenger RNA of Capsaspora owczarzaki ATCC 30864, 864 nucleotides long. RefSeq names its product orotidine 5'-phosphate decarboxylase. NCBI's taxonomy places the organism in Eukaryota, Filasterea, Ministeriida, Capsasporidae. The coding region runs from base 59 to 850 and encodes 263 amino acids. Gene Ontology annotation, cellular component: cytosol. Gene Ontology annotation, biological process: 'de novo' UMP biosynthetic process; 'de novo' pyrimidine nucleobase biosynthetic process. The transcript is spliced from 3 exons. Gene Ontology annotation, molecular function: orotidine-5'-phosphate decarboxylase activity. The record is from RefSeq and is a predicted model, not a curated record.
CAGACUCUGCGUCAUUCUUCUCAGUCCAAAAAUCGUGUCAAUCGAACACACUCAAACCAUGGCCACAGCAACGACGAGCUUUGAGCAGCGCGCGGCGGCGGCGACCAACCCGACCACCAAGCACCUGUUUGAGCUGAUGGUGCGCAAGCAGACCAACCUGGCCGUGGCUGCGGACGUGACGACGGUCGCCGAGCUGCUCCACAUUGCGGACGUGCUGGGACCGCACAUCUGCGUGCUCAAGACGCAUGUGGACAUCCUGAGCGACUUCACCACGGCCGACGCGUUCGCGGCCAAGCUGCGCCCGCUUGCAGACAAGCAUGGCUUUGUCGUGUUUGAGGACCGCAAGUUUGCCGACAUUGGCAACACGGUCAAGCACCAGUACCGCGACGGCGUCCACCGAAUCGUCGAGUGGGCCGACAUUGUCGACGCGCACACAGUGCCCGGCCCAGGCAUCGUCCAGGGUCUCAAAGAAGUCGGUCUGCCGCGUGGUCGUGGUCUGCUGCUGCUCGCUGAAAUGAGCUCUGCCGGCUCGCUCGCCACGGGUGAAUACACUCGCGCAUCGAUCGAGAUGGCCAAGCAACAUAAGGAUUUCGUGAUUGGCUUUAUCGCCCAGCGUGCACCAAUCCCGGAUGACGCGUCGUUCAUCACCAUGACGCCAGGAAUCAAUCUGACUGUGAGCGGCGACGCGACAGGCCAGCAAUACCGCACUCCCGCACAAGCCGUCGAGACGGGCAGCGAUGUGCUGAUUGUGGGGCGUGGUGUCUACACUGCUGCCGAUCCGGUGGCCUCGGCAAUCGCCUACAAGCAAGCAGGCUGGGCAGCAUACCUGGCUCGCGUUCAGGCCUUGUGAGAGGUGGGGGGGGG